Molecule: messenger RNA, 2248 nt
Organism: Cuscuta epithymum
Lineage: Eukaryota; Viridiplantae; Streptophyta; Magnoliopsida; Solanales; Convolvulaceae
Source: the annotation of a GenBank genome assembly
UUCAAACUCGAUAUGAUUACUUCACCCUAGAAACAUCUCCGGAUUCCCACAAGAAUAUAUAAGCCUCCCUUCUGCUCCGGCCUCUUAUAUUACACAAAAAUCCAGCGUUCUUCCAUAUCCAGGUACGUCACCUCUGAUGUUCAUCUUUAGUCUUCGCUGUUUUAGCUUCCAAUCGGAUCAAAUAUCGCAUACAAAAAUCAAGUCCGGAUUCAGUUAUCUAGAUAUGAAACACAAUGUUUGAUUCCCUCCUGAAUUUUUAGAUCCAUGUUUUUCAGGCCUUGUCUUUUCUAGUCAAAGUCUUUUAGCGUUGCAGUGUGGAGUCUUUUAUGUCCGAACAAGCCAUUCUCUAUUCCGGGACAAUUGGGCUACUUGGAAAGUAUUGUCCUAAGUCAAGGAAAAAGAACCCUCAUUUUUCUGAUAAAAUUGAAUGUAUACAUCUUGGACCAUUUCCGGAGCAACUAGCAAACCAGUAUCUUUGUGCUGACAAUCCCCUUGAAGGCUUCUUCACCUUCCCAAAUCCCAAUCACUUGCUGCUCUGAUACUCACAAACAUUUCAAACAUGGCGUUGCAGAACAUAGGUGCGGGUAACAGAGAUGAUGCCUUCUACAGGUACAAGAUGCCAAGAAUGAUUACCAAGAUUGAGGGACGUGGAAACGGUAUAAAGACUAAUGUUGUCAACAUGGUUGAUAUAGCUAAAGCUUUAGCCAGGCCGCCUUCCUACACAACAAAAUACUUCGGUUGUGAACUUGGAGCACAAUCUAAAUUUGAUGAAAAAACAGGCAUCUCACUCGUCAAUGGAGCCCAUGACACUGCCAAACUUGCUGGUCUUCUCGAAAACUUCAUUAAGAAGUAUGUUCAGUGUUAUGGAUGUGGAAACCCCGAAACAGAGAUCUUGAUCACUAAAAGCCAAAUGGUCCAACUGAAAUGUGCUGCCUGUGGUUUCAUUUCUGACGUCGACAUGAGGGACAAACUGACUUCAUUUAUCCUUAAGAACCCACCUGAAUCCAAAAAGAAUUCAAAGGAUAAGAAGUCAUUGAGGAGGGCUGAGAAAGAAAGGCUCAAGGAAGGUGAGGCUGCUGAUGAGGAACUUAAGAAGGCUAAGAAAGAUGCAAAGAAAAAAGUUACUUUAAAGGAUGCCCCUAUUGUUAAAACUAGCUCUAAAAAGAAAACCCUUGGUGGUGAUGGUAAUCUUGCUUCCCCGCCUAGAAACCAUGUUAAUGAGGAUGAAGAUGACAAUGAUGAAGAUGAUGAUGAUGAUGUGACUUGGCAAACUGACACGUCAAUGGAGGCCGCACGCCAACGCAUCCAAGAACAGCUUAAUGCGGUAACUGCUGACAUGGUUAUGCUUUCCACAAAUGAUGAUGACACCUCUAAGAAGUCCAAGAAAGUCAAUAAGACCGAGGAAAGCCUAAAACCCGCUUCUUCCCCACCAUCUGAUGAGGCGGAGAAAAAUGAAACCUCCUCUCAUGAGAAGCUUGUAGAUGAGUUAAAGGAGAAUAUGAAGCAAGGCAUCAGCACCAGCCAAUUCUUGUCUGUUCUUGGAUCUCUUUCUGGGACUCCACAAGAGAUCAUGACUGCCUUGUAUGAAUCUCUCUUGGACGGUGUAGACAAAGGAUAUGCGAAGGUGAUUGUCAAGAAAAAGAACUAUCUUGCAGCUGCUAUGUCUCAGAAUGAAGGGUCACAAGUGUAUUUGCUGAAUGCCAUAGGAGAGUUCUGUGGAAAAACAAAUUCUGCUGCGGUGAAGGAAGUUGCAUUGGUUUUGAAAGCUUUGUAUGAUGCUGAUAUCCUCGAGGAAGAGUAUAUAGUGGAGUGGUACAAUGGAGGUGUUAAGGAGUAUAAUGAUUCCCCUCUUUGGAAGAAUGCUAAACCAUUUGUUGAUUGGCUUCAAAGUGCAGAAUCUGAAACCGAGGAGGAAUGAAAGCUGUUGCUUCUAUAUUCAUACAUGCUCCUCAUAUGUGUUUGAUUUUCAUUGUUUUCUGCACGGUAAACUAUAUACUUAACUUUUCUGGUUUCUGUUUUCAAGUGUCUUGACCUCCUAGUUGGUUACUUGGUUAUGUGUGUUUGCUGUCUCAAGUUAUGUCAUGUUUUAUGGUUUCACGGUUGUGAAACAUUACCCAUAUGAGUUUGUCUUUGAACUUCAGUUGCAAAAUAAUGCAUGUGUUUUCUAUCACGUCUUGUUACUUUGUUCUCUACUCUUGUUCCGUGAAAACAUUAAUGUUACCGCCUACCAAUUCAAGUCUGUUUUUUU